AUGGAUACUAUAACUACACAAAAUAAGCAAAGUAACCGAUACCUGAAGCUUUCAUUGAAGAAAUCUAGACCGAAACCGACUCAAGACAUAAGUAAAGAAGCCAAGAAAGUAGAUGUUAUAGUACUUGACGAAUCUUUUGAUAGAUUACGAAGUGAUUCUCUUAACACUGCGGGAUCUAGUCAAACAACAUAUUCUCCAAUAACAAUCAAUGACUCUUGUGAAUUUUCAUUCAAUGAUGACUUGCCAAAAAUCAGUUUCAAUAACCAGGAACCCAGUAAAAAUGGAAAUAUCUCAUUCAACUGUUCAAAAGAAGAAACAUCACCAACGAAAAAAGCAUCACGGCCAAGCAUCGGCGGAUGGUCACCAGCACAGAACAUCAUUUGUGCCACACCCAGGCACGAGCCAACACCAUCAUCACCCAGAGACGUAGCCAACGAAUCACAUGAACAAUGUUCAUUGAAGAAAAUACAUUUAUCACAGAAGAAAAUACUUAACGAUUUAUACGGAGACCAAUGGAAAUCAAUACCAAAGUUGUUCAAAGCAAUUAAGGCUAAUUGUGAAAAGUAUGACACAAUAUCAAAAAAAUUACAAUUCGAUGAAGAUGACUGUGACAAGGAAAAUAUAAGAAAAGAUUUGAAACAGAAUAAAAUGUUGUAUCUGACAGAUUCUGAAGCUAAACGCAGAGUUGACUUGACAUCGGAAUCAGAAAAAAAGUCCAAGAAAAAGUUGUACACGGAAAAGGUGCCUAGUACACCGGAAGUCGGGAAGAUUAAACCUAGGAAUGUAGCUAGUACAACGAAAAAAACUAAAGUGAAUAAGGCUAUGAGUGUAACGGAGAUGGUGGAGGUUAUGAACAACGAUGUUGAUGUGUUAACGAAGAAAGUUAAGGAUGUUAGUGUUACACCUAUCGUUAAAGAUGAUACAAGACUUAGCUUUAUUGGAUCUUUGGCAGAUAAUAUACCGUCCUAUCGUUGUCACGUAGAAGCUUUACAAUACCAUGACAACUACAAGAAUUUGAAGGAACAGUUAGCUCGAAGACUCUUUAUAGAAUUCAAUAAAAAUGUUUUUGACAACGCUAUGGAGGCUGACCUACCUAUAUUAUGGGAUCCAAGGUUUAGAACAACUGCUGGUACAACGACAAACCGUAUGAUAAAGAACGCACACGGUGUAAGUAUAAGGACCUCCACUAUAAAAUUAUCGACGAAGGUGCUGGACGGACCUCAGAGGUUAAGGGACACUCUCAUACAUGAGCUGUGCCAUGCUGCUACAUGGCUCAUUGACUUCGAGCUCAGAGCUGGACAUGGACCUUUGUGGAAUAAAUGGGCUAAGCGAGCUCUCAGCGUGUAUCCAGAGCUAGGCGAGAUAUCGAGAUGUCAUGACAUGCAAAUACAUUACAAGUAUUCGUACAAAUGUACCAAGUGUGGAUACAGUGUAAAUCGUCACUCGAAAUCUAUAGAUAUAACGAAAAAAUGCUGCGGCUAUUGCCACGGAAGAUUUGAGCUGGUCCUAAACAAAAAGAACAAAGAUGGCGUCGUCGUUUCGACUCGCGCCAAAAAGCCAAAUUAUCAAGAUUUUUCAAUGCACGUCAAAGAAAAUUAUUCUAAAAUCAAUGACGGUACGAGGACUUACGGAGAAGUUAUGAAGAUAUUGACUGAACCGUUCUUAUGA
This is a messenger RNA of Spodoptera exigua (beet armyworm), 1668 nucleotides long. NCBI's taxonomy places the organism in Eukaryota, Metazoa, Arthropoda, Insecta, Lepidoptera, Noctuidae. The record is from the annotation of a GenBank genome assembly.